AAUUAUUAUAGAAAAGUGAUAAUAAUUGUUUACCUUUAGUGCGUGUAUUUGCGUGACUAAAAUGACAUAAAUAUAGAAUGUUUGCUAUUUGAAAAGCAUUUCGUAUUCUCAUUAAACGAUAGUAGUGGUCGAGCUAAUGGCAGAAAGUGUUAUCAAAGAUAUUCGAGUCACUGGAGUUGAAAAACCUCGGAAAGGAACAUUUCAAGAGCAUUAUGAAUAUGUAAUAAAAGUUACUUACGAAAAUGGUCGCGAACAUGUAAUCUUCAGAAGAUAUAGCAUGUUAUUUGAUUUUCAUACUGUUCUAAAACAAGUUGUUGAAGACAGCUACCAAAGUGUUCUAAUACUUCCUGAGUUACCUGUUGCCAGGUUUUAUCAUUGUGGCCGCAAACUGCUAAGACUGGGAAUGAACAAGGAGUUAAAACAAAUGACAGAAUAUUGCCAGAAAAUCAAAGUUCUUCUAAAAGUUAUUGCAGAGAAAGAUGUUAUUUUAAAAUUCUUUGAUCAACUAGAAACAGAUGUUAUUCAAGGUGAAGCUUAUCAAGAAGUUGAUACCAAGAAGCAAGAAAACCUUGGAAAAGAUCACACUGACAGAAACACAAAUGAAUUAGUUCAGGAUCAGUAUGUUUCAAUCGAAGACUUUCAUACUGAUGGUGUUGAUGAACUUUCGGUUAAAAAAGAUGAAGUUGUGACUGUUAUUGAGAAAAAUGCAUCUGGAUGGUGGCUUGUCUCAAAUGAAAUGGGAGUAACAGGUUUUGCUCCAGCAACUUAUUUGCAACAUGUGGAUGGUGAAAAUAUUCAGGAUGAAUGGCAAAAGGCCAGUGGACCCAAUUAUAUUUAUACUGCCAUUAGCAGUUACAAAGCACAGUCGCCUGAUGAAAUAAGUUUUCAGGUUGGAGAUGAAGUUGAAAUUCUUGCUAUCAGUAAGACUGGAUGGUGGAAAGUGAGAUUUAAUGGCAUGACUGGUCUUUGUCCUUCUUCAACUUUGGCCAUUAAGGAUAACUCACAUUACUACGAAGACCCCAUGAAUGUGUACAGAAAAGCUAUUAUGUCAUCUUUCAAGAAAUAUUCCCAGCGAAGAACUCCUCCACGGAUAGGAUCUUCUAAAAGUAUUGAAAGUCAGAUAUAUGAAAGUAUUGAUGACUACAACCAAGUAGAACCUGAGAGGUUUACACCACCUCAUAGUGUUGUCAAAUACACAAAGAUUAUACCAAAAAAUUUGAGAAAAGAACCUCAAACUCAAGAACCAAACAACAAUCAAAGAGAAAAUAGUGAGAUAAAAUAUGUAAACGUUCCUGUCAUCAAAGAUGGUACUCCCCAUUAUUUAGAUGGCCAGAAAGCAGAGGCUAUCAAUGUACACGUGACAAGGAAGGAUUACUAUGGUAACGGGCUGUCUUUACGUCAAGGCGAGAUGGUUCAAGUGAUGUCAGUUAUGCCUGAUGGUUUGAUGUGGAAAGUAGCUACCUUAAACCCACCUUAUAAGGAAGGUCUCAUACCCUCCGAUCUCUUAUGUCCUGAACUUCUACAUCCAUCUAAUGUUGCUGAAUCUCUUGAUGCACAAUGUACGAUUGAAGAUGAUACGACACCGUUGAAGGUCUUACCAAGGUUUACAUCUCCACCUUCCUUCAGAAAACCCAUCCCAGUCCCUAGGACUACUGUCAGAGCAGGAGUAAACGGCGAACAAUUUAUAAAAGCUUUAGUCGACUAUAAUUCGGGCCAAACAGAUUUGCUGAAAUUUCAGAAGGGGGAUACUGGACGCUUGGUCAAAAAAACUAACACUGGAUGGUGGUUUAUUGAACUCAAAGGUGUCGAGGGCUGGGUUCCUGCAAUGUACUGGUGUCUAAAUGAUAGAGAAUGUAUUGAUGAAAAGAAUUUAGAGAUCUCACGACUUGGUGGAAAUAAAUCGUGGUUUUGCGGUAAAAUGUCUAGAGUAGAAUGUGAAGAUCUAUUUGAGAAGCGAGGAAAACAUCUGGAUUUCAUUCUUAGAGAAAGCGUUCAAAGAGUUUCGUCAUAUGCGCUUUCCGUCAAAUUUAUUGACAAAGUUCAUCACUUUCCAAUCGAGAUAUCGUCUUCGGGAAAAUUUCUUAUUGGCAAACUAAGUUUCGACAGAUUGUCUGAAAUUGUCAUACACUAUAGCGUACAUCCACUCUUCUAUACGGAGAACAAACAGCCUGUGUCGAUUGGCAAACCUCUUUCACGAGUUUAGUUCCUAUGAUCCAAUAAUCAGUGGUUCUUUUAUAUAUACACUUCCUUACACUAGGAAUAUACAUUGAACUAUUUUUGCAGCGGUAGGAAUCUGUGAAAAUCAUAGAUAAAACGAUGUAGACAAGCUGGCAAAAACAAUUUUUUUUUCGUUAAUGAAACUUCGAAGUACUUA
Molecule: messenger RNA, 2374 nt
Organism: Xenia sp. Carnegie-2017
Lineage: Eukaryota; Metazoa; Cnidaria; Anthozoa; Malacalcyonacea; Xeniidae
Exons: 23
Coding region: 137-2203 (688 amino acids)
Biological process (GO): superoxide anion generation
Molecular function (GO): superoxide-generating NADPH oxidase activator activity; phosphatidylinositol binding; protein binding
Source: RefSeq, a predicted model, not a curated record